AAUGGAGUGCUGCGCCACCCAUGUCCGGAUGUCUCUCUCUCGUCUCCGUCUCACUCUCCAACACUUCCCCGUUGCAUAUCGGACCGAAAAUACUUAGUAUCACGUCAACCUCCCGCCCCCACCAGCUGCGAUAGCAACACAUAGGGCCGCCCAACUGACGCUUCUACAAACGCUCACUGCGAACUGUAUCCCUGCAUUGCUUCUUUCCUUACAGACUAUUCCCCCUCUUGAGUACACCCCCACCGCCUUCGCAAAACGUCAAAAACAAUGGUCGACACAACAGCACACCCCUCAAACGGAAACGGAGACGGCAACGGCAUCCCCUCGUCCGUCGCAACACCACCACCACCAGCAGCAACUGACUCUCCGCGCACAAGCUCGCCGUCGGAGCAUCAACAGUCUUCGUCGUCUUCUUCGUCUUCUUCGUCCGCUGUGAUAUCGCCUCAGAAGGAGGAAUAUGAGCCGCUUUUGACACCCAAUGCGAGAAGAUUUGUGUUGUUUCCUAUUCAGUACCAGGAGGUCUGGCAAAUGUACAAGAAAGCGGAAGCAUCGUUCUGGACGGCGGAGGAAGUCGACCUCUCCAAAGACAUCCAGGACUGGGAAAACAAGCUGACAGACAACGAGCGGUUCUUUAUUUCGCGCGUGCUAGCCUUCUUCGCCGCCUCUGACGGGAUCGUGAACGAAAACCUCGUCGAGCGUUUCUCCAAUGACGUGCAGAUCGCCGAAGCGCGCUGCUUCUACGGCUUCCAAAUCAUGAUCGAAAACAUCCACUCGGAGAUGUACUCCCUCCUCAUCGACACCUACAUCAAAGACGCACGUGAAAAGGCCCUCCUCUUCGACGCCCUCGAAACCGUGCCCUGCAUCCGCAAAAAGGCCGACUGGGCCCUCCGCUGGAUCUCGGACGACUCCACAUCCUUCGCACUCCGUCUCGUCGCCUUUGCAGCGGUAGAAGGAAUCUUUUUCAGCGGCUCCUUCGCAGCCAUCUUCUGGCUCAAAAAACGCGGCCUCAUGCCGGGCUUGACGUUCUCCAACGAACUCAUCUGUCGCGACGAAGGCCUCCACACAGACUUUGCCUGUCUCCUCUUCUCCCUCCUCCGCACCAAACCCGCCUUCUCCUCCAUCCGCACCCUCCUCCGUGAAGCCGUCACCAUCGAACAAGAAUUCCUCACCUCAUCCCUCCCCUGCGCCCUCAUCGGGAUGAACGCGACACUGAUGUGCCGGUACAUUGAGUUUGUCGCCGACCGCUUGUUUGUCGCCCUGGGGUACGACAAGGAGUAUGGCGUGGAGAACCCGUUUGACUUUAUGGAGUUGAUUUCGUUGCAGGGGAAGACGAACUUGGUAUUGUAUGUUCCAGCGGAUAAUGAAACCCGCAUGGGGCCGUCCACGAGAUGGCAUUGAGUAGGAGAGUAGCGGGCACGAAAGGACGCAGGGUCGUGGGGCACUUUGCACAGUACAAUAAGAGGCCCGUUCGGCUUUUUGGACUCCUAUGUGGUGUGUUGCGGAAACCUGAGAGCUUGUGUACCAUUAAAGAUGACACGGGCUGAUGAACUUUGAAGCGACCUUAUCGCGGUACGUCGUCGGUUAUAACCCAUUCCCCUCUAUUAGAGAUCACGGAAGGCAAGCCGAUGGACCUUCCUAUGUACUGUAUGUAUGUACAGUCACCUCGCAAAACUCUGUACCCCCCCUCUAAUUGAAAUCAAUAUUGGUCACUCAC
Fimicolochytrium jonesii is the source of this 1714-nucleotide messenger RNA. Its product is annotated as ribonucleotide reductase. Gene Ontology annotation, molecular function: oxidoreductase activity. The transcript has 3 exons. Lineage: Eukaryota; Fungi; Chytridiomycota; Chytridiomycetes; Spizellomycetales; Powellomycetaceae. Gene Ontology annotation, biological process: deoxyribonucleotide biosynthetic process. The coding region runs from base 268 to 1398 and encodes 376 amino acids. The record is from RefSeq and is a predicted model, not a curated record.